Molecule: messenger RNA, 955 nt
Organism: Symsagittifera roscoffensis
Lineage: Eukaryota; Metazoa; Xenacoelomorpha; Acoela; Convolutidae
Product: flagellar calcium-binding protein TB-44A-like
Exons: 3
Coding region: 178-708 (176 amino acids)
Molecular function (GO): calcium ion binding
Source: RefSeq, a predicted model, not a curated record
ACAAACACGUUGUGUUUUAUAGCUUUUCUUUUCAUGUUUUAGACAGUCGAUUUGCAACACUACUUUACUAAAUUUGCAUGUUCAAUUUAUAAUUCUUAACCACAAAAGUCAAGUUGCGUUCUUCGCUCCAACUGAGAUAAAGCGAACAAAAAAGUACAGUUGAAAAAAAUAACAAAAAUGUCAGAAAUUGACUGGGAUGCUAUUAGAGCGAAACUUCCGACCGACAAAAAUCCAGGGGACAAAGCCAGAAGGAAGCAGAUGUUUAACGAAUUCGACAAUGGUAACGGAAUACUGAGUCUAGCAGAAGUGGACAAGGCUAUCAGAGAUGUUCUGUGCAUUGAUGAGCUGUUCGAUGCCAAACCGGCCAUCAUGAGGGCAUUCCAACAUGCGAAGAGUGUGAGUAACAAGGGAGACGCGAAAGAUGACUACAUCGAGUUCAUAGAGUUCCGACAGUUCCUCCUAGCUCUCAGACAGUACUUCGAGUACUAUGUGGCGUUCCAGCGAGUCGAUUCCAGUGGCGACAAACGCAUAGAGCUGGUCGAGUUCCAAGCUGCCAUCGGGAAACUGGAGACAUGGGUGGGGACUAUCGACAACCCCGAAGAGGAGUUCAAGUCUAUCGACACAAACGGAGGGGGGUUUAUUCUGUUUGACGAGUUCUGCAACUGGGCUAUCGCUAAGAACCUGGAUUUGGAGGACGACGAUGAUUAACUUGGAAAAACAUUAUAAUCUGUUUAUAAAUAAUCCCCUCCCUUUAUAAACAUUUGUGUAACAAAAUAUGUAAAGCGAUGGAUCUUAAAAUAAAUACAGCCAGACGGAUUGAAGCUUAUUGUAUUAAAAAUUUCAUAAUACCAAUUUUAUCACUUUGGGCUGGACGAGAUUUUCAUAAUCAAAACAUCUUCUGUUUGGCUGCGGUAGAUACAUGUCAUCAAUUUACUAAUUAAAGUUAAAUCAAUUC